AUGCGGCCCCCCACUUCCCAAUGGUCCGGCCCAGUUCCUCAAUAUAACCAUCAGGACCAACCAACAGAUCAUGGACACCCUGGAGAUCAUUCUGCAAUGCGCCUGUUCCCAGGACAGCUACCUCCUGGCAACGGGUCCUUAGUAAUAUUCAAGGCUUUUGAUCGGUACGCAGAAGCCGCCUCGGUCAAUGAGCGAUCAGCUCAGUCCCAGCAGCCAACAAUUCCGGCGAUUUGGGUAGAUAGCGAUUUAAUCGGAGAUGACGAAUUAGAUUCUCGCAUGCCAGCCAGCCAACGCGUUCUGGGGGAGCUGCACCGCGUGCAGCGAUGUAUGGCCAGGCUUUCGCUCAAGCUACGGGCGUGCAGGAGCAGCGCAUCCACGCUGUCUGAUGUUGUCAUGGGCCAGUUGGAGCCAGAGUUACCGGGGCGACUGGAGGCGUUAUCUGCUGUUUUAAUUCAGACUUUGCGAGUGGAACAAUAG
Aspergillus pseudoviridinutans is the source of this 477-nucleotide messenger RNA. RefSeq lists its product as uncharacterized. The coding region runs from base 1 to 477 and encodes 158 amino acids. The transcript has a single exon. The record is from RefSeq and is a predicted model, not a curated record. Lineage: Eukaryota; Fungi; Ascomycota; Eurotiomycetes; Eurotiales; Aspergillaceae.